UUAGCCCAGUUGAAAGGGAGAAGGGAACAGCGUGGUCGAAAGAGUUUUGUUUUUUCUUGGUUAAAAGUAGCUAAAAUCGGCUGUAAUGGAUGACGAGGAAGAGACUUACAGGUUAUGGAAAAUUCGAAAAACAAUCAUGCAGUUAUGCCAUGACCGAGGUUAUCUGGUAACUCAGGACGAGUUGGACCAGACUCUGGACGAGUUUAAAAGUCAGUUUGGUGAUAAGCCCAGCGAGGGUCGGCCGCGGCGAGCCGAUCUCACUGUACUGGUGGCCCAUAAUGACGACCCAACAGAUCAGAUGUUUGUUUUCUUUCCGGAGGAGCCCAAAGUCGGCAUCAAGACCAUCAAAAUGUACUGUCAACGCAUGCAGGAGGAAAACAUCACACGAGCCAUCAUCGUGGUGCAGAUGGGCAUGACGCCGUCUGCCAAGCAGUCUCUGGUGGACAUGGCUCCUAAAUACAUCCUGGAGCAGUUUCUCCAGCAGGAACUUCUCAUUAACAUCACAGAGCAUGAGCUGGUCCCCGAACAUAUAGUGAUGACAAAGGAGGAAGUGACAGAGCUGCUGGCUCGAUAUAAACUGAAGGAGAAUCAGCUGCCUAGGAUCCAAGCUGGGGACCCGGUGGCUCGAUACUUCGGCUUGAAAAGGGGCCAGGUGGUGAAGAUCAUUCGACCCAGUGAGACAGCCGGGCGGUACAUCACCUACAGGCUGGUGCAGUGAGGGCAGCAGGGUAGUCUGCCUGGCCUCAAGAGGGUGCUAAAGAGCCUGGAUUGUGACCGUGUCUCAGAUAUUUCGCUUAAUGAUAGCUCUGGACUGAAGGACCCCAGUGGGACGUUAAACCACAGGAAAGUGGGACUCUGACAUAGAAGAAUUCCGUGUUUUUCCUUGACUUCCUUGAAUAUCCAUGUGAAUUUGAGUGUUUUUCCUUUUGAAACUGUAAAUUUUUCUGUUUUUCAAUAGAAAUCAAACUUGUGUAU
Messenger RNA from Megalops cyprinoides (Indo-Pacific tarpon), 975 nucleotides. Its product is annotated as DNA-directed RNA polymerases I, II, and III subunit RPABC1. The transcript has 8 exons. Gene Ontology annotation, molecular function: DNA binding; DNA-directed RNA polymerase activity. Bases 86 to 718 code for a protein of 210 amino acids. The record is from RefSeq and is a predicted model, not a curated record. Gene Ontology annotation, biological process: DNA-templated transcription. NCBI's taxonomy places the organism in Eukaryota, Metazoa, Chordata, Actinopteri, Elopiformes, Megalopidae. Gene Ontology annotation, cellular component: RNA polymerase III complex; RNA polymerase I complex; RNA polymerase II, core complex.